CUUCUCCUCCUUUUCUUUCUGUCAUCAAUUUCUUCUCAUUCACCGCCGCAUUCGCUCGCUCGCUCGUUCAUUCGCUCGCGCUCGCGCGCGCGCGCACAAAGACAUCGUGGCGCUCGCACCGCACUUCAAAUCAUUGGCAAGUUCGCGCCGCGGGUGUCGUCGGCGGCGAUCGUCGUCAUUGCGGAUGUGUGUGAUGACCGAUAGCGACCGAUGAGGGAUCGUGCGCGGGUGAUCUCGCGCGACUCGCAAAGUGGUGCGACGUAGUGACCUACGCGGCCGUUCUCUCGCGGUUCGCUCGCGGCCGCCGAAAUAUCGGCGCAGCUUAGACAGGUGCGCGAGUGACCGCGGCACCCCUCCACUCUUCCCGUGUUAUCACAUCCCCGUCGGCUGCGCGCGACCACCCCGCAAAGGUACUCCAUGACUGCACACCGCGUCGCGACAAGUGGACAGGCUUCGUCGACACCUUGGCUCAUCCGACAUCGCAAACGGUCUUAUGAAGUUACCCGCCACAUUAAAGAUGAGAGAGGAAUCAUCCGGCACACGCUAGUCGACAUACGAUGCACUUGUGAAUUAUCGCCCAUCAUUAUGCAACAGUGAAUUUCUUCGCUUCCGUUGAUACACACACCAAGUGCAGCCGAAAUUGCCUGAGAUCACACCGAGAGAGUUCGCGAAUUCAUGGAAUCGUGAUCAGCUCUCAAGACUUUGAACCGUUUGAACAAGGAAGGUGAGGCGCUUGCCCUUCAAGAUGAUCUCACAACGAACCCCACCCUGGCCUUGAUGCGGCGCAUCCUUGCAGAUGCACAGGCAAAAUUCCGCGUAAUGGUGGAGGAGAACGCAGCGACCGGCGCCCGGCUGGACGGCGAGCUGGAACGCGCUAGGGGCGAGUGCGCCACUCUUCGGGGCGAACUACGCGAUGUUCGUGGCGCUUUGCCGAUUGUACUGAAUAAUAAUAAUGCCGCCAAUGGCAGCGCUAACAGUAACAAUAAUUCCGGUACAGCAACCAAUGUUUCCGGCGGUAACUCGAAUCCCGGCCAGGAAGCCGAGGCUCAGCAGGCGCAACAGGAAGACGGCAAGCGACUUAGCGCCGGUAGCAGUCCGAUCGAAAAGAGAAGCUCGGCUAGUGAUAAAUCCGCCAGUCCCAUCGAGAAACGAACCAGUCCGGUGGACAGAAAAGAUAGAACCAGCCCCAUCGAUCGACGCGCUAGCCCUAUAGAACGAAGAAAUGGCUCGCCCUGUCGAAGUCCAAGCGAAAAGGCUCGCCGACCGUACGCCCCCGCUUUGGAAAAGACACGACUGGGUGGAUCCGGGGGCAGUGUGGAUUCUCGAUCGGGUAGUGCCAGUCCGGAUCGGGGGGGAUCGGCAAAUCGGAGCGGGUUCUUACAUCGCGGUGGCAGCGACCGUUCCAGCGUGGAGCGGCUCCGGAUAUCGACUAACCGCGAUUCCAUGCGAUCUAGCAAGGAGAUGAACGAUCACGAUCAGAAGGAUGCCGAUAAGGAUCUGGUAGACGGCGACGCACGAGGCGACGAGGACAAUGAACCCCCCGGACCGGCACCAGGCAGCAGGCCAUCAUCUCCGGCUAAUUCUCUUGGAAUUGGUGAUCCGGUGGUGGCGUCCAGGCUGUCCAAUAUCCACGGCGGCGGUGGUGCACACGCGGAACUGGCCAGCGCCAGAAGAUUGCGACUGGAGAACGAACGACUGGUGGCGGAGGUCGCGAGGUUGAGGAGGCUGUUACUGAGUGGCGCGGCGCGCGGUGAGGUCGGCGCCGAGGAUGCCGCGAUGGAAGAAGAGGCGCGCUUUGUCGCCCUGGAGAUGGAAUUACAGCACGCGAAGGAGGCACUGCAGGCGUUGAAGGCCGACCGGAAGCGGCUCAAAGCGGAGAAGUUUGAUCUCCUCAAUCAGAUGAAAGCGCUCUACGGCACCCUCGAGGACAAAGAGCGCGAACUCCGCGAUUUUAUACGGAAUUACGAGCAGCGGAUGCGGGAGAAUGAGGCGACCCUGGGACGUCUUCAGCAAGGAGCCGGCAUGCCUUCGGAAGAACGCGAACGGGAGAGGGAAAGGGAACGCUGGAGUCUUCUAAGGGCGGCAAGGGACGAAGCCGAUCGAAGCGUGAGCCUCGCGGCUAGUUUGGCCGAGAAAGAGGUCGCCCUUUCGCACGCACACGCGACCAUAAAAGAGCUGCAACGUCAGCUGGCAGAACGCGGGGGCGGUGCCGGCGGAGUCUGCCUGAGCGACCAGGAGUCCCUGGUAUCGUUUCCGCGAGGCAGCGUGAACGGUGCUGCGACGCCCGGAGCCGGCAGCAGCAGCGGCGGCGGCGGCGGCGGUGGCUGCGGCAUCAUCCCUCACAUGAAUUCCCAACCGCCCUUGGGCGCCACUGAACUCGGCAUGUCCAUGGGUAAUGUGGGUGGCGGGUCGGGUGUAGGAGGAUCCACUGGCGGCCAAGCUGGCGAUCGCGGCAGCUGCAGCGCGGACAGUGGCGUCCGCGGGUCCAGCGAUCGCGAGAGCGGCGGGGCGACCAGCGUCGGCGGAAAUCUCUCGGACUCCACGACGGAUGGCACGCCGACAAUUACGGUCGAGGGCAGCGGUCUCGACAUGGACAGCAUCUCCGUGGUAUCCUCCGUAGCACCACCCCACAUAUACCAAUCCGCAACCACACCGAAAGACUGCAGCCCCACACUGUCGCCAUUGAAUGCAUUCUCAAGGUCUAUGGACAAUUCCUCGCUAUCGCGAUCGGUCGAGCAACUAUCCAGCCCGCUGGAAUCCGAGCCGAGGAGGAACAAGCAGCCACCACCUGUCGUCGCACCUGCCGCGCAUUCGCGAUCGUCCGCCACUCGUGGCGGCACAUGGGGCUCCAUUUCAAGAGUAUUUGCCCGUUCGCGACAUCGGAAGACGGCAAACAGUUCCAGCGGUGGCACCGGCGGGAAUGAGGGCUCAGAUGGCUUUGAUCCAUAUCGAUCGUGGUCACCACUCACCGAGGAGGGUUACGCUGAGAAACUUCGUUUACUCCGAGAAGCAGCAUCCGUACCCAUGGAACGAUGGCGAGCUCCGACCGUUUUAGCCUGGUUAGAGGUGGCUCUCGGGAUGCCACAAUAUGGUCCGCGAUGUGCUGAGAAUGUCAAAUCGGGCAAGGUUCUACUUGAACUAAGCGACGCCGAAUUGGAAGCUGGUUUAGGUGUAACUCAUCCGCUUCAUCGAAAGAAGCUGCGCCUGGCCAUUGAGGAACAUCGGCACCCGAGUCACGUUCGUUACCCCUGUAUCGCUCAACUCGGUCACACCUGGGUAAGUUCCGAGUGGCUGCCGGAUCUCGGCUUGGCCCAAUACUCGGAAAGUUUUGCUACCAAUAUGGUAGACGCACGUAUGCUGGAUCAUCUGAGUAAGAAAGAGCUUGAGAAACUGCUUGGAGUUACGAGGAAGUUUCAUCAGGCCAGUAUCGUUCAUGGUAUUCACUUGCUGCGGAUGCUAAACUAUGAUCGACAGGCUCUCGCUGUCAGGAGACAUCAAUGCGAACAGGUUGAUACGGAUCCUUUGGUCUGGACGAAUCAAAGGUUCAUUCGGUGGGCAAGGAACAUCGAUCUUACAGAAUAUGCCGAGAAUUUGAAAGACUCGGGUGUGCACGGUGCUCUGGUUGUAUUGGAGCCAUCAUUUACUGGUGACACCAUGGCCACCGCCUUGGGUAUACCGCCGGCCAAACACAUGAUUAGACGACACCUUACCGCCGAAUUAGAAGCGCUCGUUCUGCCAGCAAGAAGUCAGCUGGAGGUGGUCCCGAGGAACAGCACCGGGGGUGGUCGUCCGAUGAGCACCGCGAGUGCAGGAGGUAGUCUCGGUCGUGGGAGCAGGGCGUUGCAUCUACAGCAUCAUCAGAGCUCGCUGUCGGCCCUCCACAUGACGGCGAAUCACACCGGCACCGUCGACAGACGCAGAUCUAGCCUCAGGACCUGCAGUCUUCUUUACUUGAAAAAGUUGUCGUGGAGGAGCUCACAGGGAUCCCUGAGCAGGGCUUUCGGUCUCCGGCCUAGAAGCGAGAAGGCAUCGCCGUCGUCGUCCUCAGACACCGGGAGCCUCGCCAGCCAAUGCCAAUACAUGAGCAGCAGCGUCCGCAGCAACUCGCCGCCGCCACCGCAACUUCCACCGCGGCCGAUGUCGACCGGCGGCGGCAAGCGGCACCGACGGGUGAAGAGCAUCGGCGACAUCGAGUACAUAAGCUCGGCCGCGGUCAGCACUCCGGUCUGACAGGAGGGUAGGCCCCAUCACUCGGGGCCUUACCGCAGUCUGAGCGAGCGCGGUUACUCCUCCUCCUCGUACUCCUCGUCCCAGUACGGCUCGUAUUCGGGUUACAGCAACGUCCUGACGGGUGGCGAUCAGUAUCAGCAAUAUCAGCACCAGUCAGGCGGCAAUUACUAUCAGCAGCUGCAGGGCGGUUAUUACUCGCCACAGAGUUCCGGACCUCCCUUCCCGGGCGUGCAGAGAUACGGCAGUCUGGCCGAGGAAGCAUGGUCGUCGUGCUCGACCAAGGGGGACGGUCCCGCGGGAGUUUCCAAAACUAAUCCCAGGACUUACCUAGCUUAGCCCUGCUCGCCGCAACGUUGAAGACUCGCUGAAAGACGUGGACGUGCGUUUGAGAGUGACAUGAUCGUGCGCACCGACAGUGUGCCAAUGUAAUAUUUUUCGAGAGAAAAAUGCAUCCCUGUUGUGUUUGUAAAUCGACCUUUAUCUUUUACCUGUCUCAUUGCACGUGGAUACUCGAUGAUAUAAUUCGAUGAACAGCUUAUGGCAA
Pogonomyrmex barbatus (red harvester ant) is the source of this 4774-nucleotide messenger RNA. RefSeq names its product liprin protein kazrin (gene Liprin-gamma). Gene Ontology annotation, molecular function: protein binding. The record is from RefSeq and is a predicted model, not a curated record. NCBI's taxonomy places the organism in Eukaryota, Metazoa, Arthropoda, Insecta, Hymenoptera, Formicidae.